This is a messenger RNA of Fimicolochytrium jonesii, 2100 nucleotides long. RefSeq names its product OPT oligopeptide transporter protein-domain-containing protein. Gene Ontology annotation, molecular function: oligopeptide transmembrane transporter activity. NCBI's taxonomy places the organism in Eukaryota, Fungi, Chytridiomycota, Chytridiomycetes, Spizellomycetales, Powellomycetaceae. The transcript is spliced from 3 exons. The coding region runs from base 1 to 2100 and encodes 699 amino acids. Gene Ontology annotation, cellular component: fungal-type vacuole membrane. The record is from RefSeq and is a predicted model, not a curated record.
AUGGCAACCCCCACCGAAACGACGCACUAUGCGUCGAACCUUGACGAGAAGCCGCACCCCGUUACGGUCGACACGGUCUACGAGUCCGAGAAGAAGGAAUUUGAAGAAAUUCACCAACCGGUUGUGAAGCACGAGUACGGCACGCACGUCGACCUGCCAGAAGGCCUCCCUGAAGAGGGCAAUGCCUUGACGGUUCGCGCUCUCGUCGUCGGUGUGAUUUUGGGCUCGAUCGUCGCUGCUUCCAACAUCUACCUGGGUUUGAAGACCGGUUUCACAUUCGGUGCCUCUCUCUUCGGUGCUAUUGGUGGUUGGUUCAUUCUCCAAAUCAUAACCACGAUCACCGGUGGCUACUUCGGUAUCAAAGAGAACUGCACAGUGCAAACCGCCGCCACCGCCGCCGGAGGUCUCAGCACCUUGUUCGUCGCCGCGCUCCCUGCCAUGUACGCGUUGGAUUUGCUCGGCGCCAGCCCUCGUGAAGAUGCUGGCAAAAUCAUCGCCCUCACCUUCAUCACCGCCUACUACGGGCUGUUCUUCGCCAUCCCGUUCCGCAAGUACUUCAUCCUCAAGAUGAAGCUCGUCUUCCCCACCCCGUUCGCUUCCGCCGCCACUAUCGCAUCCCUGCACUCUGUGCACGGUGCCGCCGUCGGCCGUAAGAAGGCCCUGAUCAUGUUCGGCUCUAUGGGUGGCGCUUUCCUCUGGAAGAUCAUCGGUUCUUGGAUGCCCGGAAUCUACAGCUGGUACGUCAUGUACUGGUUCUCCACGGCUGGAUGUGAGGCGUGCUUCACAGCGAACUUGUGGACUUGGAGGAUUGAGUGGACCCCCGCCUUCUUGGGCGCCGGCAUGUUGUCCGGUGUGCACGCCUCUGUGUCCUUCUGGAUAGGAACUCUUACCGCUUGGGGCAUCGUUGGCCCCAUCCUUGUCGCCAAAGGCGUUGUGAAGGCGUCCUCUUUCACCGGUAUGCCCAAGCCUGGCCAAACCCUCACCGCCCCCACCGCGCGCUACUGGCUGCUCUGGCCCGGUAUUAUGAUCAUGAUUGCCGCUUCCUUCACCGAGCUCUUCUGGAACUGGCGAUCGAUCUGGGCCGGAGUCAAGGGUAUCUUCGUCAAGAGCGAUGGAACCGAAGAGGAUAUUGUCGACCCCGCCCCUGCCCACGAACAAGUUCCCAUGUGGAUGUGGGCCUCCGGGAUCGUCGCUUCGUCCAUUUUGACCAUCACCAUAUGCUCCACCAUGUUCGGUGUCGGUGUUGGCGAGUCGAUCCUGGCCAUCAUCCUCGGUUUCAUCUUUGCUUUCAUCGGUAUCCAAGCCGCCGGAACCACCGACAUUAACCCCGUCGGAGCUAUUGCCAAGACCGCCCAGUUCGUUUUUGGUGGUAUGUCUCGCGCCCAAGGCAAGACCGUCCAGCCCGCUCUCAACAACGCUAUGAUGCAGAACUUGGUCGCCGGUUCCAUCGCUGCCGGUUCCGCCUCCCAAGCCACCGACAUGGUCGGAGAUCUCAAGACCGGCCACUUGCUCCGCGCCUCUCCCCGCACCCAGUUCUACGCCCAGGCGAUCGGAACCUUCUUCGCUGUGUUCAUCUCCGUCGGUCUCUACAUCUUCUACGUUGAUGCUUACCCAUGCAUCAACCAGGCUCUUGCGGACGUCGAGUGCGAAUUCGACCUGGCGUCUGCGACCGCAUGGGCCGUGACCACCACCGCUCUGACAAGUCCAGAUGCUGGAAUCCCGGGUUCCUCUGGAAUCGCUGCAAUCAUCCUUGGUCUCCUGACUGUUGCCCUUAUCGUCGCCCGCAAGACCCUGCCUCCCAAGAUCUCCUGGAUCAUCCCCAACAUGUCCGCCCUCGGAGUCGCCUGGGUCGUCCAAGACACGUCGUACGCCAACGCCAUGUUGAUCGGGUCCAUGAUCCUCUUGGUGUGGGAGCGCCGCAACCCGGAGUCGUGGAACGUCUGGGGCUUUGCGCUGGCGAGUGGUUUGAUUGCCGGAGAGGGUCUGGCUGGUCUCGCAUUGGCCGCCAUCAAGAUUGCCAAGUAUAAGUUUGACGAACACGGUACCGCUGUCGGUUGCCCCUCGGACGAGUUCGGUGGUGAAUCCGUUUUCUGUGGAUAG